UGAAAUGAUAUAUUACACCAGUAAAACUGAAGGGUUGUGGUGAUGUUUUUAUUUUUUUCAAUAUUUUUUUUACCUAUAUAAUUGACCUAGUAUUUGCAGGACCUGAAAACUUCCUUAAGCUGCAGUUGCUGUGCUUGCCUCCUAGGACAUUCAGCAGCUCGUCCUGUCCCCUGCCAGGUCUCUAUAUGCUCCAACAAAAGUGCAUAACUAUAAAUCAAAGAAGAGUUCCAAUAUUUGAAAUUGGGAGAAGAACCAUGAAAAGAAUGGGUGCUUCUCUGGUGAACACUCCGCAGGGUCCAAUAACCUUCAAGGAUGUGGCUCUGGACUUCUCACUGGAGGAAUGGGAAUGUCUCAGUUUUGCUCAGCGGGCAUUGUACAUGGAUGUGAUGUUGGAGAAUUACAACAAUCUAUUGUUUGUGGAAAAUCAUCUCUUAUGUGGAAAACAUGGGAAGGUCUUAAAUCAAGACACAGAAUGCAUUGUUCACAGCCAUGUGGAUGUACAAGAGAAGUCUUAUAAAUGUAAUAAGCUUAGCAACAUGAUUAAUGAAUCCAACCAAAGCACACCUCUUAAAACUAACCACAGAGAUGAUUCACUUCAAUUCCGAAACCUGAAAAGAUAUAAAACUGGAAAAACCAGAGAAGUUUCCAAAUAUAAAGACUAUGUAAAGUGUUUAAAUGAGUGCUUUUCCAUUAAUCUAAAUAAAGGAAUGCACGUAGGGAAGAAAGAAAAGAAUGCAAAACUUCAUAAGACUUUUGUGUCUAAACAUAAUCAGAAGCUGAAACAAAACAAUAAUGGUAAGAAGCUUUACAAAUGUAGUGAAUAUGAAAUAUGCUUUACCCACAAAGGCCAUUUUAGUCUUCAUCAGAGAAUUCAUACAGAAGAGAAACCACACAAAUACAAUGAAUGUGACAAAUGCUUUAUUGACAAACCUCAUCUGAGAAUUCAUCAGAGAACUAAUACAGGAAACAAACUUUACAAAUGCAGUGAAUGUAAAAUAUGCCUUAACUACAAAUCCAGGCUUCAUUUACACCAGAGAAUUCAUAAAGAAACAGUAUCUUACAAAUGCAGUGAAUGUGGCAAAUGCUUUACCCAAAAAUCCCAUCUUAGUACUCAUGAGAGAAUUCACACAGGAGAGAAACCUUACAAAUGCAGUGAAUGUGACAAAUACUUUACUCAAAAAGGCAAUCUUCAAAGUCAUCAACGAAUGCAUACAGGAGAGAAACCUUACAAAUGCAGUGAAUGUGACAAAUGCUUUACCAAAAAAUACCAUCUUCGAAUUCAUCAGCAAAUUCAUACAGGAGAGAAACCUUAUAAAUGCAGUGAAUGUCACAAAUGCUUUACCAAAAAAUGCCAUCUUCGAAUUCAUCAGCGAAUUCAUACAGGAGAGAAACCUUACAAAUGCAGUCAAUGUGACAAAUGCUUUACUGGCAAAAGUAAUCUGCAGUGGCAUCAGCGAAUUCAUGCAGGAGAGAAACCUUACAAAUGCAGUGAAUGUGACAAAUGCUUUACCCAGAAAGGCCAUCUUCAAAGUCAUCAGCGAAUUCAUACAGGAGAGAAACCAUACAAAUGCAGUGAAUGUGACAAAUGCUUUACCCAAAAAUUCCAUCUUCAAAAUCAUCAGUUAAUUCAUACAGGAGAGAAACCUUACAAAUGCAGUGAAUGCGACAAAUGCUUUACCCAAAAAUUCCAUCUUCAAAGUCAUCAGCGAAUUCAUACAGGAGAGAAACCUUACAAAUGCAGUGAAUGUGACCAAUGCUUUAAGUACAAAGAGAGUAUGCGAUAUCAUCAGCGAAUUCAUACAGGAGAGAAACCUUACAAAUGCAGUGAAUGUGACCAAUGCUUUAAGUACAAAGAUAGUAUGCGAUAUCAUCAGCGAAUUCAUACAGGAGAGAAACCUUACAAAUGCAGUGAAUGUGACAAAUGCUUUACCAGAAAAUGUUAUCUUCAAAUUCAUCAGCGAAUUCAUACAGGAGAGAAACCUUACAAAUGCAGUGAAUGUGACAAAUGCUUUACUGACAAAGGCAGUCUUAGAAUUCAUCAUAGAACUCAUACAGGAGAGAAACCUUACAAAUGCAUUCAGUGUGACAAAUGCUUUACCAAAAACUGCCAUCUUCAAAGUCAUCAGCGAAUUCACACAGGAGAGAAACCUUACAAAUGCAGUGAAUGUGACAAAUGCUUUACCAAAAAAUGCCAUCUUCAAAGUCAUCAGCGAAUUCACACAGGAGAGAAACCUUACAAAUGCAGUGAAUGUCACAAAUGCUUUAAGUACAAAGAUAGUAUGCGAUAUCAUCAGCGAAUUCAUACAGGAGAGAAACCUUACAAAUGUAGUGAAUGUGACAAAUGCUUUACCAAAAAAUGUUAUCUUCAAAUUCAUCAGCGAAUUCAUACAGGAGAGAAACCUUACAAAUGCAGUGAUUGUGACAAAGGCUUUAAUAAAAAAGACAGACUUAUAAUUCAUCAGAGAAUGCAUACAGGAAAGAAACCUUACAAAUGCAGUGAAAAUGGCAAAUGCUUUACCCAAAAAUAGAAUCUUCAA
Molecule: messenger RNA, 2537 nt
Organism: Apodemus sylvaticus (European woodmouse)
Lineage: Eukaryota; Metazoa; Chordata; Mammalia; Rodentia; Muridae
Product: zinc finger protein 420-like
Exons: 5
Coding region: 186-2528 (780 amino acids)
Biological process (GO): negative regulation of transcription by RNA polymerase II
Molecular function (GO): RNA polymerase II cis-regulatory region sequence-specific DNA binding; DNA-binding transcription repressor activity, RNA polymerase II-specific
Source: RefSeq, a predicted model, not a curated record